GGCGAUUUAGGAGCAGUUGAGUCUCGUUGCCAUGUGAAAUGUGUCUGAAAUGGCAGAGGUUGAAAUCACACAUGGGAACGUGGGUAAAGCUCCUGUGAGGAAGAAGAGGAGGGAGAGCAACUCACUGUCCUCCCAGACGACCAAAAGAACCUACUGCAUUUUGUGUCGUAGGUCAUAUGUGAAACAUGAAGCGCAAGAACAUAUGCAUGGUAUGCUGCAUCACAGAGAGCUGGAGACAGUGCUGGGCAAGGAUUCCUUUCAUGAAUGUCAGGCGUGUAAGGAAUCUGCAAUGGGUUUACAUGAGUAUGCUCAGCACAUCUCCACCGCUCAACACAAAGCCAAGUUGAAGCACUUGAUGUGUAAAAAUGUAAAGCCAAUCCCUCUGUGGAAGACUCUAAGCUCAGAGUCCAUGGGCCAAAUCCUGGAGAGAAACAAGAUACUUAAGAAAAGGCAGAAAAAAGCAAUGAGAAAGAAAAAGAAUAAACUGAAGAAGGCAGCUGGUCAGAGGUGUGCAAGCAUGGCACAGGGAGCCACGAGAAGAAACACACAGAUGUCGAAAGUAGUGAAGCACGACAAAUCCAAACGGGUGAACACGAGGACUCUGCAACACACGCAUGGAAUCCACCAGGAAGGAAACAACAAUGCAGUUGUUCAAAACAAAGAGAAUAAAGUGUCCAGUCUGCAAAGGUCACCUCACCAAAGAGAAUCAACUGUGCAGCAUCAAGGGGGAAAGUUAGCUUGUUUGUCCAGAGAGCCUCCAGGUCAAACUUGGCAUCACCUUUAUGUAUGGGAUCAGUUCAACCAAUCAACUCAUCAGCUGAGGUAUGGCUCUCCUGCUGACAUUCAAUGCAGCAACAUCAGGAUUGAGAGGUCCCAAACAGACACACUUGUUAGGAGACCACACGACACCCAAAGAGGUGCCACUAACACGCCAGAACAAGCAACAUGGCCUGCCAUCAGCCAGCAUGACCGUUACAACAAGCAGUAUGAAAGUGGAACAGACUUCACCAGUGAUCAACUGCCUCAGAAUGGUGCUAUCAUCUUUGAUCGUGGCCAGAAUGAGAGUACAGAUCAAGAAGGUUUGCAUUGUUCAGCUCCAUCUGCUUCAGCUAACAGAUCCUCAAAUGCAGCUACCAUACAGGACGUCGACGUCAGUGCAAUGCUGCGGCAAAUCAGAAGAGCGCUGGGUGUGCGGGAGCCGUGCAGAGCGGAUCGUGAGGCCAGGAGGCAGAACAGCAAGGCAGGCGUACAGCUGGCUGAUCAAACUGGGGCUGAGAAAGGGCAGCCAGCAGGUGGCUCCUACAGAAACUACGCGAAAGAGGCUGCACUGCACAUCACCUCUGCUGCGACCACAUCUGUGCAAUCCUCACAGGUCAUCUCCCCUGCUCAUGCAGCCCAUUCUGGGGUUUGUCCUUCCAGUAUUGCUCCUACUAAGCCAAACACGACUGUCAGAAUGACACAAGGAAACACUCAGCAUUGGGAGAAGAGCUCAGUGGCUGCAAGUGACUCAGGUGGACCAUCAAACAGCAGGGAGGGAGAAUUUCAGGGGACCCUGGACAGCGAGGCUCCAUUUAGUCAAUGUUCGGGCAGGACGGCAUCCUCUGAGCCCAACCUGAACAUCAUCCGCAAGAUUCGAAUUGCCCACGAACCAGGCAUAGUUCAUGGCGACAAAGAGGCUGGGCUGAAACCAACCCUGAAUAAGUUGUUCAGCUUAUCAGGGCCCAAAAGUAAGUUGAGCUGGAGGGAGAUGUACGAGGAGAUGAAGAGGAAGAAGCAGAAGAGCGGGGAAGGCCUGCCCAGGUUUGGAAUUGAGUUGGCGAGCCCACUGUCUGACCAAGAAUGCUCAGCACAAUCAGAAGACUUGCCUCUGUCUGAAGGCUUCCACUGGGAGUCGCUCCCUGACAGUGUUUCAGGUGCGCACUUGACUGGACCACCUCCUCCACCCCAGGACCCAACAAACGACGACUCUCACACAGAAACACAGUCGGUUUCUCAGACUCAGGGGCCGAUGGAGCAACGUUGUGCAGCUCAGGAAGGCUGCAGCAGUCAGAUGAUCAAAACCGUCCCUGUGAAGGUGGAACUGAACUCUGAGGAUGAGAAUGGGGAUUUGAGAGACCACAGUAGUGCCAAAAAGAAGAAACACAAACAUGAUGACGUUUCUGAUGACGAGCCGAGGGGAAAAAAGAAGAAACCUAAGUCAAACAAGGACCAGGACCAAAUGGACCAGCUGUUGGCUGUGUCUCUGAGAGAGGAGGAGCUGAGCCAGUCCUUACAGGUUUUAGACAAGUCUCUGGUGGAGGCUCGCAACGCCCUGCAAGCUGCCUACACAGAAGUCCAAAGACUCCUGCUAUUGAGACAGCAGUGUACUGCUGAGGUCAACGGUCUGAGAGCCAAGCGCAUUGAGAUCCUGCAGAGGAUGCAAGGAGGAUACUCAGGGGCUUCUAAUGUGGCAGCGAAAGCUACAACCUUAUCAGCUGCUGCCGUGCAACCAAGACUCUCUCCUCUUCCUUCCUCUAGUGCCUUCCCCACCACCUCCAGCCAGCGGCCACCUCCCACAAACCCAGCAUCUUCCAUCAGCCAACCUCCUCCAUCCCCCCUCACCCUGCCAACCAUGCCCGUAAAGCGAGGAAUCUGCCAAACACACACAGCCCCCUGUAACCCUGAUACAAGCCAGAUACCUGUGAACCAGCCUUCGCCCCUGUUUCCCUCUGAUUUGCUCCCUUUGCUGCUGCUUCCAUCACCAAACUUAGCCCCCUCUACAGCUGCUGUUACCUCUCGCACACAACUCAAAGCAGUGUGCUCUGCAUCAGUGAGUCCUUCUCCUGAAUCACCUGCCAGGCAGCUGGAGCAAGUGACGAGGGACGGUUUAAAGGACUGUGUAAAACCAGCGAGGUUAGCGAGCGAGGAAGCUGACAGUGAUUCUGAGGAAGAGACGGGAGGAAAUCUGAAGCCAGCUGCAGGGAAGCCCACUACUCUCCCCACAAGAGAUGAAAAUGUGCCUGCCGCAGCACCGGACGUCGAAGGAGGGAACGAGAGCGACGACUCUGUUAAAAUUAUGGAGCCGUCCAACGUGGUGGUCAUAGAUGAUGAUGAAUCAGACAACGAGGAGACCGUCUCAAUUGUUCCAGUCCACCAAGAGCCUCCUCAGACGUCUGUCAGUGUGGAGUUCAGCUCUGCAAGCACACAGACAUUUCAGCAGAAUGAUUUUGAGAGCAAAGAUCAGUCUACGCUUGUGCCAGUGAAAGAUGCCACUAUUUCUGCAGAGUCUGUUGAGGAGGUUGAGGAUGAGGAGCCAUCCUUGGGAGCUUUUGCGAAUCACACCGGGCCCGUCCACGGCCUCCACGUUCACGAGGGCCUGUUGUACACAUGUUCAGGGGACAACACAACACGGGCCUACAGUCUGACGAACAAGGAGUGCCAAGCAGUUUUUACGGGUCACACAAACAAAGUCAACUGUCUGCUGGUGUCGUCCCUCCCGAACAUGCCGUCGCGCCUCUUCACCGGGUCCAGUGACCAGACUAUCCGCUGUUACAGCCUAAAGUCUAAGAAGUGCCUGGAGCAGAUCUCUCUAUCGGACAGAGUGUUGUGUUUGCACACUGCCUGGAACAUUCUGUUUGCUGGACUCGCCAAUGGAUCAGUGGCCAGCUAUGACUUGAAGACUCUGAAGCAGUUAGACAUGUUUGAGUGCCACGGCCCGCGAGGUGUCAGCUGCCUGGGGACAGCGCAGGAGGGCGCCCGCCGAGUGCUGCUGGUCGGCUCCUACGACAGCACCAUCAGUGUACGAGACGCCAAGAGCGGCCUGCUGCUGCGCUCGCUGGAGGGUCACACCAAAACUGUGCUCUGUAUGAAGGUGGUGAAUGACCUGGUCUUCAGCGGCUCCAGUGACACGUCCGUUCAUGCCCACAACAUCCAUACGGGUGAGUUGAUUCGGAUCUACAAGGGACACCGUCAUGCCGUCACAUCAAUCGUCAUCUUGGGGAAAGUGAUGGUGACGGCCUGUCUGGAUAAACUGAUCAGAGUGUAUGAGCUACAGUCCCACGACCGCCUGCAGGUGUACGGGGGUCACAGUGACAUGGUGAUGUGCAUGGCCGUGCAUAAGAGUGUGAUCUAUACAGGCUGUUACGAUGGCAGCAUUCAAGCUGUAAAGCUCAACUUGAUGAAGAACCACCGCUGCUGGUGGCAGAAUUGCUCCCUGAUCUUCGGCAUAGCGGAGCACCUUGUGCAGCACCUCGUUAGAGAUCACACCAACUCGAAUCUGCAGAUGGUCAAAUGUCGCUGGAGAAGCUGCAGCACAUUCUUUGCUCAACAGCAGUCAGUUAGGCAGGAGCUGCCUGAACACAUGCAGAGGCACGUGGAGAACGACAGUGAAGUGCUGCCUUGACAGCAGCAGUGAAGCGAUGUGAAGUUCUUUUCAGGAUGUUCAGUUGUACUUUCCAUUAAUUUCCAAUGGAAGAUAAUUUUUUUCGAUAUGUUCUUCUGGCUUUUGGGGUGCUCAUCUCAGCUCUUUGGUCUGGUGAAUACUGUAUGACCUCUGUGACAGUGAGACGAGAGGCGUUCAGGCUUUUAAUAUCGAUCAGUUUUGCUGUUGAAAUAAUUAUUUUCAGCUGUUUUCUUCAGUCAUUUGCAGUGUAAAUUAUCAGUAAUUAUGCUUUAUUUGACAAGUAAAAUGAGUCAUUACUCUA
Chelmon rostratus (copperband butterflyfish) is the source of this 4682-nucleotide messenger RNA. It is a transcript of the gene znf106b, whose product is annotated as zinc finger protein 106b. Gene Ontology annotation, molecular function: RNA binding; SH3 domain binding. The transcript has 21 exons. The record is from RefSeq and is a predicted model, not a curated record. Gene Ontology annotation, cellular component: cytosol; membrane. Bases 50 to 4381 code for a protein of 1443 amino acids. Lineage: Eukaryota; Metazoa; Chordata; Actinopteri; Chaetodontiformes; Chaetodontidae.